AUGAAGCGAUUAGGAUCUAAGCAAGAAACUCCUCUUGUUAUUCAACCGCCCAAACCAAAUCAAGAAGUACCUUGGCAUUGGGUUCCAGGAAUGGGUGGCUGGUUGAUCUACAAGCUAUCUCGUUAUAUUCCACUCCCCCAAUACCCCAUAACUAUGCCGAAAGUAAAGAAACGUAAAUUCAAGAUGCACGGAGUUCUUAAUCUCUGCAAAUUAGUAGGUCAUAUUGGCGUGCUAGAACUACAUGCGAUUACAGAAAUUCAAGGAUACUUCCGUAAAUUUACACUAGAUAGUAUCAAAGUUAAAGAUUGUGAUGUAGUAGAAGAGAUUUGGGACAUAAUUAAGAUGGCGAGUAUUGUGGUCUUAGAAGAUUCGAAUAUUCGACUUGUCCCAGUGGCUUACUUAUCCCGGGCAGUUUCUUUGGACAUUUUAGGGAGUUCAGUUGGUCAUUUGGCCGGUCGCUUUGAAGAACUAGUGAAAACAAGGCGGAGACGAAUUCGGGUUGAUAAUAAUGAUGUGUUGAUCUUCUGGGAUGAGUACAAGGGCUGUGUUUGUGCACUUAGACAUUAUCCUGCUGCACAAGUUCUUUUAAGACACUUUCCCUUGGUACAUGAGGUCUACUUUCGCGGAAUGGAAAUUACCCAUCGAAUUAUUAACAGCUUGCAAAAGCACUUUGUCCGGAUUAUCAAGUUUUAUGACUGUUCUAUUUCACCACUUAAGAUUUAUGAUUUGUAUUAUGCCUGUAAGGACAGUCUUCAAGAAGUUGAGUUUCACCGAACUACUAUACCAUUAGCAGCAGCCGAGUAUUUACAAGCAGCUGGAGUUGCUGUUAAAGUCGCUAAUCCUCGUUCUAAAAGCUCUGCGGGUAAUCCGUACCCGUUAUGCCAAUGGUCUUAA
This is a messenger RNA of Nematocida homosporus, 894 nucleotides long. RefSeq lists its product as uncharacterized. The record is from RefSeq and is a predicted model, not a curated record. The transcript has a single exon. Lineage: Eukaryota; Fungi; Microsporidia. Bases 1 to 894 code for a protein of 297 amino acids.